This is a messenger RNA of Siniperca chuatsi (mandarin fish), 3275 nucleotides long. It is a transcript of the gene ttyh2l, whose product is annotated as tweety homolog 2, like. Gene Ontology annotation, cellular component: plasma membrane. Gene Ontology annotation, molecular function: volume-sensitive chloride channel activity; intracellularly calcium-gated chloride channel activity. The record is from RefSeq and is a predicted model, not a curated record. The transcript has 14 exons. Bases 611 to 2215 code for a protein of 534 amino acids. NCBI's taxonomy places the organism in Eukaryota, Metazoa, Chordata, Actinopteri, Centrarchiformes, Sinipercidae.
AGCUUUUUCAUUUUUUAUGUGACUCAGUUUUAUUGUGUAAUCAGCAUGUUGCGUUGCCAGUCAUAUGUGGAGAAGUGGGUAACUUAGGCCACUGGCAGCCAUAAGGAGCCAUACAUCAUGUGUGAUCAGCAAGUAUUUUCGGUGUUUGAUCAUUUUAAUUUUUCAGUUUGCAAUUUAGUUUAGAAAUAACAUUUUUUUCAACAUAUCGUUGUUUACUUUUCAUAAGUUAGAAUCUACCGCGGCCCUGGCCCACUUGAGUGAAAAGUGGUUGGCACGCCUUCUCUGUUAAAGGAGGCAGGAUCAUCGCUCGAUCCCGUGUCUCGGAUACAAACGCUUGGCCCGCAUUGAAGCUGUAUAUUUUUUAGUAGUUGCGCAACUCAACAGUUCACACAGAACUAUGGAAACCGGAGUGCGAAGUAGUUAUAUCCAUCCCCGUUCUGAAGGUGUAAUGGCAAAAGAAGAACUCCCUCUUUAAUAUUCUGUGGUGAUUGUAAUAUAUUUUGAAGUCGCGUUUAUUUUAUUUUUUACUUUUCGGAAAACCUGGGAAUACUGUGAGUGUCAAGGGGAAGCGUGCUGUCAGUGGUUCGCUGGACUGACUUUACAAGCAGGAAUGGCCACUGCAAGGCUUGAUUACGUUGCUCCGUGGUGGACAUACUGGCUGCACAAUUUCCCUCACUUCAAUUUCUUUUUCCAGUCGGUCGACAACACUUUCAAACCGGAGGAGGCGAGCUACCAGCAGUCUCUGAUAUUUCUAGCAUGUGUCGGUGCAGUGGGUCUGGGUCUGAGCCUGCUGGUUCUGGCAGUAUACCUGGUCUGCCUGUGUUGCUGCCGCAGGGACAUAGAUGAUGACACCAAAAGGCCUGAUACCUGCUGUGUCACCUGGGCUGCUGUCAUCACAGGUCUCAUCAUAUGUUCUGCUGUAGGAGUGGGUUUCUAUGGAAACAGUGAGACCAACGAUGGGGUGUACCAGCUGACCUACUCGCUCUCCAAUGCCAAUCACACAUUGGGUGGCAUCAACAAUCUGGUUGCAGGAUCUCUGAGCAAUGUAGAAACCGGACUUAAACAGCACCUGGAACGGCUGGAUGAAAUCUUUGCUACAAGGUCCGACUACCUCCAAGCUCUGCGCUUCAUGCAGCUGAUGGUCAACAACGUCAUCCGCGAGCUGGUUGCUCUGCCGGAUAUCAACAAAGCCAACGUUGACUUGGCAGCCAUUGCUGACCAAACAGCCUUCAUUGAGUAUUACAGAUGGCUGACCUAUCUGCUGCUGCUGAUCAUGGAUCUGGUCAUCUGCCUGGCCAUGUGCUUGGGGAUGGCCAAGCAGUCUCGAUGGCUGCUUAUCACGAUCGUGGCUUUUGUAGUGCUGUCUCUGAUCCUGAGCUGGGCCUCGCUGGGAGUGGGCACUGCUACAGCUGUGGGCACCAGUGACUUUUGUGUGUCUCCAGACAAGUUUAUUGUUAACCAAACCAAGGAUUUCCUCAGUGCAGAUGUUGCACACUAUUAUUUGUUCUGCAGUCCGAAUCUACCAAACCCCUUCCAACAGUCUUUGACAAUCUGCCAACGUUCUCUGACCACCAUGCAAAUCCAGAUCCAGGGCUUGCUGCAGUUCUCGGUGCCCAUCUUUCCCACUGCUGAGAGAGACCUUUUGGGGAUCCAACGACUGUUGAACUCCACCGAGUUCAGUCUACACCAGCUAACAGCCUUGCUCGAUUGCCGCGGGCUACAUAAGGACUACUUGGAUGCCCUAAUGGGUGUGUGCUAUGAUGGGGUGGAAGGGCUCCUCUACCUUUCUUUGUUUUCUCUGCUGGCUGCUUGCGCACUCUCUGCCAUUCUGUGUGCGAUUUUCAGACUGUGGACUCUAAUGGGCAGCAGAGAUAAAGAGUAUGACGACAUAGAUGAGGAGGACCCAUUCAACCCCCAAGCGCGGCGGAUAUCCUACAACCCCAGAAGGUCUGACAUCCACAGUUUCUGUAGCUAUACCAGCAGCCUUGGUAGCCAGGCCAGCCUUCAUCCACCUCCGCAAUCUGCUUCUAAUGUCAUGCCACCUCCUGAAUACAUGAAUCAGUCCAUGCUGUUUGGAGGGAGUCCUCGAUAUGAGAACGUUCCGCUGAUAGGGAGAGGAUCCCCACCUCCCUCGUAUUCACCCAGUAUGAGGACCAACUAUCUAUCUAUGACUGAUGCCCAGAUCAGACACUUUGGGACUGACUUCCAGGUGUAGCCUGCUACCUACCUGAAUCCUUUUCAGAGAAGCACUGUCUGAGACUCUGAGUUCUUACCAAGAAGGCUGUCUUCAAGGCAUAAUCCUGUUUUACAGGAGCUGCAGCCCACUGUCCCAAUCUGAGAUAUGAAAGCAGGCCAUAUGAGGCAAUUACCUCUGUAACACACCAAAGCAGUGCUCUGAAAGCCCUGCAUGCAGUUUUGAACAGAGAGUGCCUGUACAGGUUCACUGCAAGACUGUUGUUGAUGUUGUCAUGAUGUGCGCAAAUACUGUUACUCCAAUGUGUAAUGUAAGCUUUUCUAUGAGCCAAAUCAAGAGAUGAUUGGAUCAAAAAUUGUUUUUUUGCUUUUUUCUAUAUUCUGGUGGCCUAUAUGAUCAUCAAUACGGUCAGCAUUUUGAUGUGAAGUGGGCUGCCUGAAUAUGAUCCAUACUGUCCAUCAUGAUAAUUAGAUUUUUUGCAAAAUCCCUACUCUUUGGCAAUAAUUUAAUGCUUUCAUAUUUUAGGCCUUUGUGUAAUUUUUCAUGGUGCUUUAUGAAAACGAAACACCAUAUUUUCAACUUUUCUAAAUAAUAACAAAAGAUGUCAAUGAAAACCAUACCAAAUAUUAUAGUUUUGUUGCAAGCAGCCAAAGACAUUGAUAUUUGUGAUCAAUUUUAUUUUUCUCUGUAACUGCCACAGGUUUAAGCACAGCUUUGUUCUAGUUGUAAUGCUGUGUUACGAUGUACUGUAUGACCUGCUGAUCAGGGUUGAGUCAUAGCUGAUGGGUUUAUUGUUGUUCUUUUGCUUAAUUUGGAGACUAUAUAGCAGUUGCAUGUGGGAAAAUUCCCCAAGCCUAAAUUAGCAGAAUGGGAUUCAGUUGCCUUCCAGGCAUUUACUAUUGUGCUGUUACACAACUGGUAAAACAUGAACCGAAUAUGCAGAAAUCUUAAGUUUGUUCUCAGGUCCAUUUGCCUUCAGUAUCUUGUGAAUGAGAAAUUGUUGUCUCUUCACUGUUUGAGAAAUCUGCUGUAUGCUGUUUUCUAUGUUGGAUAAUGUUUGACCAUAAAUGCUGUAUUAAGA